Messenger RNA from Dioscorea cayenensis subsp. rotundata (Guinea yam), 1079 nucleotides. RefSeq names its product peptidyl-prolyl cis-trans isomerase CYP23. Gene Ontology annotation, molecular function: peptidyl-prolyl cis-trans isomerase activity. The transcript is spliced from 7 exons. The coding region runs from base 115 to 783 and encodes 222 amino acids. NCBI's taxonomy places the organism in Eukaryota, Viridiplantae, Streptophyta, Magnoliopsida, Dioscoreales, Dioscoreaceae. Gene Ontology annotation, biological process: protein peptidyl-prolyl isomerization. The record is from RefSeq and is a predicted model, not a curated record.
UUUCUGUAAAUACGAAAUAAUUAAGCAAGUUUUUGUAGAAAACCCCCUCAACGAAUAUAGCACGAAUCCCGAGGAAGCGGGAAGAGGAGUUCGUGGCCACGCAGAACGUUGACAAUGGCGGCUAGGGUUCCGAUCCGGCGACUCAUCACCGGUGCUCUCUUCCUCCUCUCUGUAUCUGUAACCCUCCUUCUUCUAUCUAGCUCUUCUGAUCAAGCUCUCUCCUCGUCGGAGAACAAACUCGUCUCCUCGUCGGAUCCCGAGCUUGGAUCCGCUCGCGUUGUCUUUCAGACUAAGUAUGGUGACAUUGAGUUUGGGUUUUACCCUCAUGUUGCUCCCAAAACUGUGGAGCAUAUUUUCAAACUUGUUCGGCUUGGGUGCUAUAAUACAAACCACUUCUUUCGGGUUGACAAGGGUUUUGUUGCACAAGUUGCUGAUGUUGUAGGUGGCAGAACUGCUCCUAUGAAUGAGGAGCAGCGAAAGGAAGCUGAGAAAACUGUUGUGGGUGAAUUUAGCAAAGUAAAACAUGUAAGAGGAAUACUUUCAAUGGGAAGGUACGCUGAUCCAGACAGUGCUGCAUCUUCCUUUUCAAUCCUUCUAGGAGAUGCGCCUCACCUUGAUGGCCAGUAUGCCAUUUUUGGGAAGGUCACAAAAGGAGAUGAGACAUUGAGAAAGCUUGAGGAGCUUCCCACUCGUCAGGAAGGAAUAUUUGUGAUGCCCAUUGAGCGGAUUACCAUACAGUCGACAUACUUUUAUGAUACUGAAAACAGGAAAGCGGUUAUUUGAAGUGAAAGGCUUUUUGUAUCUUACAUCAAAAUAAAAAAAUGGGCAAAGGAUCAGUACCAGUUUAUAGAGGAUUUCCAUCGCCAGGGAGCAGAAACACAUCGGUCUCAAUGAAAACCCAAUUCUGUGAAUCAUAACUUGAUGGUACAAUCCUAACCAGUGCCAAUGCAUACAGUCAAUCUCUAGUAAUUGAUGUUCAUUAUCUUGUUUUGAAUAUUCUGGAUCUUCUAUUUUUAAAGGAGUGUUUCCUGUCACUGUAUGUGGUUAUGAAUUUUAAUUUUAAUAUAUUGUUCAUAUAA